AUGACCGGUCGGAUGACGAACCGUGUACCGGAUUGGAUUGGUGGAAGGGAUGACCCAUGGCCAUGGCAUAUAUACCCAGUCAAUCGUCGUGUUGGUCAGGGCGCGCCCAUCAAACACGCACUUGAAUUAAUAGCAAAUGCAAGCAAACUACCCGCGGACGGUUCAAAACCAGAUUCCGAGCGAAACCCCAAUCCCCUUGGCGGCGAGCUGACCGGCGAUGCGUCCGCCGGCGCCGAAGGUCCCCUCUGCCGCUUCCUCGUCCUCCUACAGCCAGCGCGAGCCCCGCCCGGAGAACCCUCUCCUUCUCCUCCCCUCCUCUCGCGUCACCAAGCUCUCCCUCGGCUGUCCCCUCCUCGACCGACUCCUCUCCGGCGACUCCCCGCCGCCUCCGUUACCGAGAUAGCCGGCGAGUCCGCCACUGGCAAGACCCAGCUCUGCCUCCAGCUCGCCCUCCUCGCGCCCCAGUCCCCGCUCUCCGCCUCCUCCCUCUUCCUCCACUCCGACCUCCCAUUCCCCCUCCACCGCCUCCGCCGCCUCGCCCCCAAAAUCCUCGACCACGUCCUCGUCGCCGCCGCGCACUCCCCCACCGACCUCCUCUCCCUCCUCGCCCGCGCCCAGCGCCUGCUCGCCAACCCCGGCCGCUCCCCGCACCGCCUCCCCAUCCGCCUCAUCCUCCUCGACUCCAUCGCCUCCCUCUUCCGCGCCGACUUCGACGCCUCCCCCGCCGACCUCAGGCGCCGCUCCGCGCUCUUCUUCCAGAUCUCGGCGAAGCUCAAGGAGCUGGCGUACAGGCACCAGUGCGUGGUGGUGGUGACCAACCAGGUGGUGGACGUGGUGGAGCGGGACGCCGGGAACACCGUGGCAUGGUCGUCGGGGCGCAGUGUGAGCCCGGCGCUCGGGAUCACCUGGGCUAAUUGCGUCAAUACGCGCCUGUUCCUGACGCGGGAGGUGGACGGGGAUGGCGCCAGCGGGAGCGCAAGGAGGCGGAUGAAAGUGGCGUUCGCGCCGCACCUUCCGGAGCGGUCGUGCGAGUUUGUGAUACGGAGGGACGGCAUCUUUGGCGUCGAGCCGGCGGAGAGGUAG
Miscanthus lutarioriparius is the source of this 1083-nucleotide messenger RNA. The record is from the annotation of a GenBank genome assembly. Lineage: Eukaryota; Viridiplantae; Streptophyta; Magnoliopsida; Poales; Poaceae.